Messenger RNA from Sardina pilchardus (European sardine), 1304 nucleotides. Its product is annotated as proton channel OTOP3-like. The transcript has 5 exons. Bases 85 to 1287 code for a protein of 400 amino acids. Gene Ontology annotation, biological process: proton transmembrane transport. The record is from RefSeq and is a predicted model, not a curated record. Gene Ontology annotation, cellular component: membrane. Gene Ontology annotation, molecular function: proton channel activity. Lineage: Eukaryota; Metazoa; Chordata; Actinopteri; Clupeiformes; Clupeidae.
UGCAGACCUAUUUGAUCUGGGCCCACUCCAAGGACUGCAUUCACAAGCACAAGAUUCUCACCAGGUGCUGGGUGUUUCUGUGCUAUGUGUUCGUGCCCUUGGUGUGGACUGAUUAUCCUGCUCAGUGCGGACUUGCUGCUGUGGCUGAACUCCGUGAGCGACGACACGGUCCAUCUGGAGAUAGAGAUGGAGGCCCAGGAGGGACAAGGGAACACCUCACGGUCUACAGAGAUAGAUUCAGCUGAAGACGCCAGUUUCAAUAACGCAACAGAAUGUCAUUGCCGCCUGCACCCCCCCUGUUUAACGUUCCGGAAGGGCAUCGAGAUCCUCUUCCCCUUCAACAUCGAGUUCUACCUGAUGGCCGGCUGCAUGAUUUACGUUAUGUGGAAGAACGUGGGUCGCCACAUCGACCCGGCCGCACAUUCUCACCAGACCCAGAAGUUCACGCUCCGCGUCGUCUACUCGGGCGGCAUCUUCGUCGGCCUGCUGCUGGGUGUCCUGGUCCUCGUGGUGGGCUCGACCAUCUUCAUCCUGUACCAGGUGUGGGUGAACCACGACGAGCGCCGGCUCACCGCCUUCGUGCUCUUCUACAGCUUCCACCUGGUGGUGAUGCCUCUCAUGUCGCUCUGCUCGUUAGCGGGCGUGCUGGUCCACAAGCUGGACAGGCGGGCGCAUGAGGACGGGCACAACCCCACGCGGAGCCUGGACGUGAUGCUGCUGGUGGCGGCCGCGCUCGGGCAGCUGAUGCUCUCCUACUUCUCGCUGGUGGCGGCGCUGGCCGACGGGGUCGGCGAGCCCCCGCUCGGAGCGCUGGACCUGUCGUACUCGCUGCUUACCCUGCUGGAGCUGGUGCUGCAGAACGUCUUCAUCAUCGAGGGCCUCCACCGGCACCCCAGCCUCAGAAAGGGCAGGGUUAGAGGCAGGAGCCUCAUCUUUAAGAAGAGGAAGAACAGUGAGGAUGUGACAGUGGUGGAUGGGCCAGUGGCCCAUUCUCUGGUGGAUGAGGUGAAAGUAGCACCAGUGCCCCCUAGUGGAGAAGAAUCAAAUCGCAAUCAUCAAAUAACCAGGAGGGUCAUUCAAGAGAUCUGUUCCUUCCUCAUUCUCGCCAACAUCAUGCUGUGGGUGAUCCCAGCGUUUGGGGCCAACCCUCAGUUCAAGAACGGCGUGGGGAAGCAGUUCUACGGCUUCACGGCCUGGUUCAUCCUGGUGAACCUGGGCCAGCCGCUGGGCGUCUUCUACCGGAUGCACUCUGUGGGGGCCCUCAUGGAGCUGCUCAUCUUGGCCUGAAGUGGACACUACAUGGA